GGGAGCGGCGCCGCUGCCGCCGCUGCAGCCCCUCAAGGCCGUGCUCAUGACAGACGCCCUGGACGCGCUAGGAUGAAGCUCAAGCGGUUCCUCUUGCGACAUUUCCCUCCAGGGCUCGGGCUGGAGUACGUCCAGGGGUCCGACACGAAAAUGAAAAUGAUUGACCUUCUCGACCUAACCACAAGGUCGGACGUGGAGGCGGUGGCGGCGCUGCUGGCGGCCAAGGAGCCCCUGCUGACGGAGGGCGUUCGGCCCGCGCUGGAGCGGUCGCUGCUCGCGCUGCAGCAGCGCCUGCGCGACUCGGCCAACCACCGCUACCUGCGGCACCGCACGCUGCGCGCCCACAUCCUGCCCCUCACCAACGCCACCUUCGGGCGCACGGGGGAGCGCUGCUUGACGGGCAGCUACGACCGCACCUGCAAGCUGUGGGACGUGACCUCCGGCAAGGAGCUGCGCACCUUCGAGGGCCACAAGAACGUCGUCUUCUCCGUCGCCUUCAGCAACCACGACGAGAAGCACGUUCUUACAGGGUCCUUCGACAAGAAGGCCCGCAUCUGGGACGCCGAGACCGGCGACUGCGUGCAGACGCUCUGGGGCCACUCCGGGGAGGUGGUCUCCGCCAAGUUCGGCCCGGACAACCAGCUGGUGGCCACCGCCUCCAUGGACAACACGGCCAGGAUCUACAGCACCACGUCCGGGCAGGAGCUCGGCACCCUCAAAGGCCACACGGGUGAGGUGGUGGUGCUGCACUUCGACAACGUGGGCACCACGCUGCUCACCGGCUCCUUCGACGGCACCCUCGCGCUGUGGGACACCCGGACGAACCAGCGCGUCGGGGUGCUCGCGGGCCACGAGGAGGAGAUCUCCCACUGCCAGUUCAACUUCGACUGCAGCCUGGUGGCGAGCUGCUCCUUCGACAGCACGGCCCGCGUCUGGGACCCGCGGCUCAUGAAGAGCCUGGCCGUCAUCGUCGGCCACGAGGAGGAGCUCCAAGACGUCACGUUCGACUACACUGGCAAGAGGCUGGCGACCUGCAGCACGGACUGCACGGCCAGGGUGUGGAGCGUGGCCGGGGACUGCAGGAUGGUGGCCUUCAUGCAGGGGCACCGCGGCGAAGUCUGCAAAGUGUGCUUCAGCCCGGGCGGGUCGCAGCUGCUGACGGCGUCCCAGGACCGCACGGCGCGCCUCUGGACCGUGGAGACGAGCACGUGCGUGCAGGUGCUGGAGGGCCACGAGGACGACCUGUUCUUCUGCGCCUUCAGCUACAACGGCGACGUGCUGCUCACGGCCAGCAAGGACAACACGUGCCGCGUGUGGCGCCGCGACGACCACACAGUUUUCCUCAAUGGCCCGAGGUGUGGGUCUGAGUACCCGCACAAAGGACUAGGACUAGUACACUUCUCAACUAGAACUCACGUCACUGAAACAAAAUGA
This is a messenger RNA of Thrips palmi, 1434 nucleotides long. Its product is annotated as dynein assembly factor with WDR repeat domains 1. The record is from RefSeq and is a predicted model, not a curated record. Bases 73 to 1434 code for a protein of 453 amino acids. Lineage: Eukaryota; Metazoa; Arthropoda; Insecta; Thysanoptera; Thripidae. Gene Ontology annotation, molecular function: protein binding. The transcript is spliced from 9 exons.